Molecule: messenger RNA, 2895 nt
Organism: Schistosoma rodhaini
Lineage: Eukaryota; Metazoa; Platyhelminthes; Trematoda; Strigeidida; Schistosomatidae
Source: the annotation of a GenBank genome assembly
GGUACUGUGGACAUACUUUUCGUAGUAAGUUACCAAAAAUAAUUGGACCAUCUUACAUCAUCAUUAUAUUUAAUGAAGAUACGAACUAACGUUUUUCUUCCUAUACUGUAAAAUUUUUUCCUGCUUCAUUAUAAUUGAAAUCUUAUCACGGUUAUGUUUGUCUAAGAUUUUACACUGUUUUCAUAUUUUAGUAACCAAGUCCGUAAAUCAUUGGGUUUUUUUUCAAGCAAUUUCAUUCCUUUAUUUAACACACCAAUAUAUUUACUCAUUUUCUCUUAACCAUAGAAAUUUUACCAUUAAAUCGUGACAGCAAUAGAAUUUUUUUUAAAAAUAUGUCAUUUUAGCAAUGACCUAUCAGAUGCAUCAACUAAUGGGUUUCAGAGGUCUAGAGAACCAAUGUAGUCUGUCAAACCCUAGAAAAAAUUGCUUUGAUUUGGUUCGCUUGCUUCGCACAGGGUCAAAAUUACGCCUCCCCUAGUUUUAGAAACCAGACAUGUAUGUCAGUUUAAUCUGCCUGCCUCUCUAAUGUAUGAAUCAGUCGAUUGGCCUAGAGGAUAGACAGACACGUAUAAAUAAAAAUCUCUCGUGUCACUGAGUCAGCCUGGUCUUCAGGAUUGUCCAGUGUUUGAGCCUGUGUGCCAGAGUUGGCAUCAAGCUUGGCAUAUGUACUGAAACUAUAUAUAGGUUGAUUGUUAUUCAGUACAGCUGCAAACGUCUGCUUCUUUCAGAAUUCGGAUUGGGAUUGUUGUUAAUAGUGGUCUAUUUUGCAUUGCAAAAUUGCAUAGAAUUUCAGUGAACUUGCACAUGUUUUCGGUCUUCACAUACCUAAAUAUCUACUGAUUAUUACAUCAUUCCUGCAGCCCAUUCUGGCCGUGGAUCACAUUAAAUCGUUUGUUUCCAUGUCAACGACGGUUGUAGGCCAGAGGCCAGCUCCUCACCGCCCUUUUCGAGGUUUAGUUCAAGUGGGCUACACUCCUUCACGAGCUACACCCCCAGCCACGCCUGUUGAUGCGACGACAACGCGUGAGGAGGCGCUUCUUGCAACUUCCGUCAAUGGAUGUAUUACUGGUGUCAGUCAUAUAAAACCUUUCUUCCUACCCCCUCGUGGUCAAGGAGAAGGAAAUCAUGGCUCUGUGGAGAAAGGUUUGGGCUACGGGGCAUUCGGAGUUGUUUGGUCAGUUAUCGAUCCACGUGAUGGUCAAAAAGUGGCACUCAAACGCAUACCACGGGUUUUUCAUAAUCCUAUUACAGCUAAACGUGUUCAUCGGGAAUUAAAAAUGCUCUCUUGUCUUAAACAUGAAAAUAUUGUAAAUUUAAUCGACGUAGUUAAAUCGGAAAGUUAUUUAAAUUUCGAAGAAAUUUACUUUUUGUUCGAAUUAAUGCAAACGGAUCUGCACAAAAUUAUUGUCUCGCCACAACCAUUAUCUUUAGACCAUGUGAAAAUAUUUGUUUAUCAAAUAUUACGAGGUUUAAAAUAUCUUCAUUCAGCUCGGAUUAUACAUCGUGAUAUUAAACCAGGAAAUAUGUUGGUUAAUUCGAACUGUCUGUUAAAAAUAUGUGAUUUUGGUUUGGCACGAAUUGAUGAUCCAUUUGGAGAGGCUGUUCUUACACAAGAAGUUGUUACACAAUAUUAUCGAUCACCGGAACUACUUAUGGAAGCAACACGCUAUUCAUAUGCUGUGGAUAUUUGGAGUGUUGGAUGUACUUUUGCUGAGUUAUUAGGUCGACGUAUUCUAUUUCCAGCUCGAAGUCCUUUAGAACAAUUAGAACUGAUUAUUAACCUUACUGGAAGUCCUAGUCCUGGAGAUUUAGAAAGUUGUCAUCCAGAUGCAUGUUGUUUUGUACUUUCAUCAAGAUUACGUGAUCCAAAUCUUUCUAUUCUUUAUGCUCUUACACCUGAUGUGAAUGAAUUAACUGUUCAUCUAUUGGGUAGUAUGCUCAAAUUCAAUCCGCGUCAGCGUAUUUCUGCUACUGAUGCAUUAAAUCAUCCAUUUCUGGAAGAAGCACGUCUGCGUUAUCAUUCAUGCAUGUGUUCUUGUUGCCACGAUGUCACAUUGAACUCUGUCAAUGAUGAUAAUGUUCAAACAACAACUGGAUUUUGUUGUGCUCCAUCAUCAUCAGCCUCAUCAUCAUGCACUUCAUCAUCGACUCCGUCGUCUGAUUCAAUACAAAGUAUUAAUGGAAAAUGUUUGCAUAGAUAUGAAGCAAAAACUGCCGCUAAUGCUAUACCAUCAGGUAGUGGGAAUUCAUCAUUUUCUUCUAAUGCUACUACUACCAAUGGUCCCACAGCUAGAAGACGUUAUUUUCAUGAUCUUGAUCCAAUUUGUUCAAUUCUACUUCCACUUGAUUUAGAUUCAGGAUUUCGUCGUCUCUCCGAUGCUAAACGUGUUUUAUGGGAUAGUAUACAAGAAUAUUAUCGUCGAGACGAUCGGUUAACAAGGGUUGUGCUUAAUCGAAAUGCUGCAAAUUACAACAGUUUUAUUAAUUCUUCAGUUGCACAGGCCAAAGAAAUUCCUGCUAGUCAUCGUUGGCAUUAAUCAUCAAAGUUGGCGAUUACUCACGAAAGUAUACAUGUAUCAAGUUGAAGUUUAUAUGUAACCAUUUUGUAAGGUGUUUCAGUGAUUGAUGCUGUUUUUUUUUAAAAGUGAUAUUUUUCUCAUCAAAAACUCACACUGAUCGGUAAUUGUCUUCCAAUGCUCUAUUAUACUACAAUAGAAAAUCAGUAAUACACAUAAAAGAAUGAUCCUUUUCACCCUAUUGCCCCCUUGUCCCCCACCUUCAUCUACUUCACAUCAAUUUUCAAUGAGAACAUGGGGCACAGUAUGAAUAUGGGAAAACAUAAUUGUCAAAAUACUCACCGUUUUAUUUACUGUCAUAUAUAUAUAUAUAUAUAUA